AUGGACGUUCCAUACUACCACUACGACCACGGCGGAGACGGCCAGUAUCUUCCGCCGGGGUUCAGGUUUCAUCCCACGGACGAAGAGCUCAUCACUCACUACCUCCUCCGCAAAGUCCUCGACGGUUGCUUCUCUAGCCGUGCCAUCGCUGAAGUUGACCUCAACAAGUGUGAGCCUUGGCAACUUCCCGGGAGAGCUAAGAUGGGAGAGAAAGAAUGGUACUUCUUCAGCCUCCGUGACCGAAAAUAUCCGACUGGACUGAGAACCAACAGAGCUACUGAGGCUGGUUACUGGAAAGCUACCGGAAAAGACAGAGAGAUAUACAGUUCCAAGACUUGUGCACUUGUUGGGAUGAAGAAGACUCUUGUCUUCUACAAAGGAAGAGCUCCUAAAGGAGAGAAGAGUAAUUGGGUUAUGCAUGAGUAUCGUCUUGAAGGCAAAUUCUCUUACCAUUUCAUCUCAAGAAGCUCCAAGGAUGAGUGGGUGAUCUCUAGGGUUUUCCAGAAAACCGGUUUAAUCAGUACCGGAACCGGAACCGGAGGAGGAGGACCGAGUGUUAGUGUAAGCAGCGGUGGAGGUGCGUCUAAGAAGACGAAAGUGUCCUCAACGAUUUCAAGAAACUACCAAGAACAACCAAGCUCACCUUCCUCCGUCUCACUGCCUCCUCUCCUUGAUCACACCGCCACUUUCGGCUACACCGAUAGCAGUUGCUCCUACGACAGCCGUAGCACCAACACAACCGUCACAGCUAGUGCAAUAACCGAGCACGUGUCCUGUUUCUCCACUGCCACUACUACUACUGCUACUACUACGGCCUUGGGCUUAGAUGUUAACUCGUUCAACCAUCUUCCACCGCCGCCUCAGGGGUUUGACUUUGACCCUUUUCCUCGUUUUGUCUCUAGAAACGUCUCGGCUCUAUCUAACUUUAGAUCUUUCCAAGAAAACUUCAAUCACUUUCCUUACUUUGGAUCGUCUUCUGCAUCGACCGCGACCUCCUCCGUUAAUCUGCCUUAUUCACAUGGAGGCGGUGGUGUCUCCGGGAUGAAUUACUGGCUUCCGGCCACUGCGGAAGAGAAUGAGACAAAGGCUGGUCUGCUUCAUGGUGGACUUGACUGUAUUUGGAACUGCUGAUCACAAAAGAGGCGCACGUUAACUAAUAAUUAUGUUCCCGUAGGGUCAGUUUCUAUCUCUAGGAUGAUUAUGGUAUUAUGAACUAUGUAUCGAAGAGCUUAAUAUUGCACUCGAUGUUCCGUUUUAAGUGUAGCCGGUUAUGUUAUUAAUUAAUUAGACUAUGUAACGAGCAUAUGUA
This is a messenger RNA of Capsella rubella, 1309 nucleotides long. RefSeq names its product protein CUP-SHAPED COTYLEDON 2. The transcript has 3 exons. The record is from RefSeq and is a predicted model, not a curated record. The coding region runs from base 1 to 1131 and encodes 376 amino acids. Gene Ontology annotation, biological process: regulation of DNA-templated transcription. Gene Ontology annotation, molecular function: DNA binding. Lineage: Eukaryota; Viridiplantae; Streptophyta; Magnoliopsida; Brassicales; Brassicaceae.